This is a messenger RNA of Mycena indigotica, 1980 nucleotides long. Its product is annotated as DH domain-containing protein. Gene Ontology annotation, molecular function: guanyl-nucleotide exchange factor activity. The transcript is spliced from 3 exons. Bases 1 to 1980 code for a protein of 659 amino acids. Lineage: Eukaryota; Fungi; Basidiomycota; Agaricomycetes; Agaricales; Mycenaceae. The record is from RefSeq and is a predicted model, not a curated record.
AUGGCAUCGGUCCUGCGCUGGCCCAGGUCCAAGCUCGCGUCUUCAUCGAAGACCUUGCCACCGACACCAAAUAUCGACGAUGAAACCGGUAUACCGCCCACUCCCGGGUACAAACGCAGUCCGCCGUCGAUUGGACAACUGGCCAUGCCUUCACCUGAUGAGUCUUCCAGCUCGUCCAACACCUCUCACGAUCCAACGCCCGUUUCGGAUAACCUUGAAAAAUACAAUGUCGCUUCACCCAGGUCUCCGAAAAGGCUACGAAAAGCGCCACCUCCACCACCACCAUCUAGUUAUCCGUUUUCCUUCAUAGCCGAGAACCCUCCCCAAAAUCCCAACUUUCCAUACUCCUUCUCGACUCCCGCAAGUCCCUCUGCAAGCGUUACUAGUGGCUCGGCGCGCGCGUUUUCAAUGUUGCCACGCGUUGCUCGUAAACUCACAAAGCGCCGACCUUCCAGCUCGGAAGCUUCGACCGAAUCUGUUGCUGAGCUAGUGCCUCCCACAGUCCAGCGUAGAAACACGUUCAACUUCAGUCUGAGACGGAAGAAAACAUCCACCAAGGGCACCCAAAGUGAGGACGGGCACUCAUCUCUGCCAUCCCUACCGCCACCAAGUCCCCUUGCUGUCAACGUUCCGACCUUUUUGCCCUUUCAUGCCCGCCGGCGCGAUUCUUGGCAUGUUCCAUCGGCUUCUGAGUCGCACCACCAUUCAACACCUCCAACGACAGACAGCUUAUCCGAAUUGGCAUGGACUGGUAUUGCCUCACAAGACCUCGUUAUUUCUCGCCACCGCAGUGGAUGGAGGUCGACUUGGAGCCUAACAGACCCGGAAGCAACUUCGCACAACCGCUCUAAACCCAGGUUUACGAUCGGCGACGAAACUGACAGUCCGCUUGCUGCAUCACCCAUUCUUAAUUCUCGUCCCCCUCUAAUCCGACGCGAUGCCGUGACUGCCUCGCCUAAACGUCGUUGGACUUUGGCAAUGGCGCUUACUGAUGAUGGCAUUUCUGACGAAUUACUGGUUGAAAAACUCGAGGCACUACGCAGCCGCUCCCGUGCUGGCUCCUUUACCACAAGCGAUGUCGAUGACCCUGAUGAUUGGGAGCGUGUUUGGGCAGUCUGCAACGAUGAAUUGGAUAUUCCAGCUCCACCAGUGCCUCCCAAAGAUGCUGUCGUUCGCCCACCCCUUCCAUCUCCUUCUUCCAUGCCUGCCUUACCCACACAACCUUUGCCUGCGACCCCAAGCUGGCAGAGUGCACGACGUGCGUUAUUGACAUGUCGGGAGUUAGUCCGGACCGAACGACAUUUCCUGUCAUCAUUGCAAUCGCUUCUCGUUGGGGAAACACGCCAACCGCCACCUCCUCUAAUGCGGGCCUACGCUUCUACCCUUGCCAAAGAAAGCGCGAAACUAUUACGGCGAUUCGAAGACGAUCCCAGCGCGUGGGGUUGCGCUGCUGCUCUUCUUGGGGCAGAAGAAACACUGGAAGCGGCGUUUGUCGCUUGGUGUGGCGUUGUUGGAGGCUGGUUUGUGGAUAGCGCUGAACCGCGAUAUUCUCGCAGACUUAGCAAAAGUCGAUUGCGGGUCUCCUCUGACCCCGGUGUCGAUGAAGACGAGCCUGUGCCUGCCAAAGGGGCGAGAAGCAAGCCUGCAUCUUGGCGCCACAGUAGUGCUGGGCCUACAACACGCCCUUCAUCAUUUCUGUCUUUGAACAUGACAUUGACUGCCGAGCCAACCCAAUCUUCACCUCUCGCAGGCAGAUCCCGUCCUCGUCGGGACGCAAGGCCUGCGGUGCGAGAUCUGGCGAUUCUUCCAACGCAACGUGUAAUGCGUUAUGUGCUGCUCUAUCGUGACUUGUUAGAGCACACACCAACAAGGAGUCCGGCUCGUGCACUUGUUGCGCAAGCUGUAGAUGUCUCGGUCCGCAUGGCUCAACGCUGCGACCGUGCCCAAGGCAAUGCUGCCUUCCUCCAGAGCGCUGCCUAG